UUUGUUGAUUGUUGUGCAAGUACCACAUGAGGAAAGUGUAGUAAAGUGUUAAAGAAAUAUAACAUUUACAAUAAUUAAACAUUAAUAAGUUACUUCUUAAGGUGACAAAUGACAAUAAGUUUUAUACAAUUUGGAAAAUCAAUCAAAAACAAUAUUAUUAUUAAGUGUCAAGUGCUCCAAAAAAGUACAAUCAAACAUUAAUUUACAAAUAUUUUUACAAUAAUUUUAUUACAAAAAAAAAUAAUUUGAAAUUAAAAAUCCAGUGUCAAUAGUGUUAUAAAUUGUCAUGAAACUAGCUAAAUAUUAAAUUACUUUGAAUAAGUAAGUUGAGGUUAUGUUGAUAAUGGAAGAAAUUUCGAGAUCAGCGCGGAAAAUUUUUCAAAUUCAAAAUGUUUUUUUCAUUCAUCAUCGUCACGCAAGUUUUAAAAGAGAAAAUGGAAGAAAAAAAAUAGUUUACUCUCAUGCAGCUUCAAAAAAUCAUGAGAGAGAGAAAAAAACUUUAUUUGGUCCCUUAGUUGAGACACUGCCCGAAAAAAGAAAACGUUUUGAUUUGGGUAAAGAGGACGAAAUACCCAAGAAAAUUCUUAAAAAUCUUGUAGAAGAAGAAGAGCAAAUCAUUGUAAAAGCAAAAAAAAGACCUUACAAACAAGUGGAAAUGGAUUUUCUCACAAAAAAUAUCAAUAGGAAAAAUUUGAAUAUGAUACAAUUAUCAUCGAAUAAGAUAUCAGAAAUAAAGAAUAAAAAUAUUGUAUAUAAUAUUGUGAAUAAAUCUACUUAUAAUAAUUAUCGAUAUGGCUUGAUAAAUGAUGAGGGAAAUUCCAAAAAAUUAACAACUCCAUCAGAGAUGGAGGAUCAAAAAAAUGAAAUUAAUGUCAAAGAGAAAAUAUUAGAAACAAAUAAUGAUGAUACUGAAAAAGAAAUAACUACAAAUAAAAUUUGUCCCUCGGCAAUAAUUAUUCAAAAUAUGCUGUCUUUUUCAAUAUAUGACAGUACAAAGUCAGGAAGAAUUGCUCAUAACAAACUGCCAGUUACCAACGGGAUUAUUUCAUUAUCUGCAAAAACUGAGAGUUCCAAUAAAAAUUUACCAAGUGUGACACGUAUUUUAUCUGCGACAAUGUCAGAGACUGCAAAAAAGACUUUAGAACGAUGGAAAGCAGAGAUGAUAGAAAAACUAGGAAUAGACGGAUUUAAUGAAUAUCAACAAAAUUUAUUCAAAGACGGACACGAUCUUCAUAGUGCAAUUGAAAAUGCUCUACUUCAAAAAGAAUAUCAAAUCCCGGAAAAAGUUAAGCCUGCCUUUGAAAGUGUACAAAAUGUAUUAAAGGAUAUAAGUUCAAUCACUGCUCUUGAAUCUCACGUAGUUCAUCCAAAACUUUUCUACCGAGGAAUUACCGACUGCGUUGCAACUUACAGAGGCGAUCUGUGUCUAAUCGACUGGAAAAAAUCUGAUAAACGAAAGGAUACAAUUGAAUCCAUUUAUGAUGCACCGACGCAAGUAGCGUCUUAUAUUGGAGCCAUUAAUGCUGAUUUGAACUAUCCAUUUGAGAUAAAAAAAGGUCUUGUUGUUGUUGCUUACACGAAUGGUGAAGAGGCAACAGUGUACGAAAUAGAUCACGAGAAUUUAUUUAUUUAUUGGAAAACUUGGCUAAAACGUCUACAAAAAUAUUUUGUAGAAACAAAAAAGAUGUAGAUUUAUGACAAAAAAAAUUGUACAGAUAAAUAAAACUAUUUUCACUUUAAUAAGUUAAGAAUUAAUAUUAAUUAAUAAAUAAAUAAUUUUGUUUUUUA
Molecule: messenger RNA, 1788 nt
Organism: Leptopilina boulardi
Lineage: Eukaryota; Metazoa; Arthropoda; Insecta; Hymenoptera; Figitidae
Product: mitochondrial genome maintenance exonuclease 1-like
Exons: 4
Coding region: 335-1690 (451 amino acids)
Biological process (GO): mitochondrial DNA replication
Cellular component (GO): mitochondrion
Molecular function (GO): single-stranded DNA exodeoxyribonuclease activity
Source: RefSeq, a predicted model, not a curated record